AUGUGGUUUAUAAUUGUUUGUUUGGUGAUACUCACAAAAAUUUUGUACGACUGGCGUCGCCCAUCAACAUUUCCUCCAGGACCCCGCGGUCUACCGAUCGUGGGAAACAUACUCGACGUAAAACGUCUGGUCGAUGAGACGAAGUUUUAUUCUCAUGCCUGGUGUCGGUUAGCCGACAUUUACGGACCUAUCGUCGGUUUGAAACUCGGCAUAGCUGAACCGCUGAUCAUUGUUUCCGGUAAGGAUGCGGUAAUCGAAAUGAUGAGUCGACCUCAGUUUGACGGCAGACCUAAUGGAUUUAUACAUAAACUUCGCACGGGGGGUAAACGGAGGGGUGUAUUAUUUACCGAUGGCGAUAUUUGGCGAGAUCAAAGAAGAUUUGUUCUGAAAACAUUGAAAGAGUUUGGAUUUGGAAAUGUUACGAUGGAGGACAUAAUAUUAAACGAUGCGAUUUCCUUAACAAGUACGAUAGAAUCGCUGGCUAAAUUGGGACCCAUUACCAAUUUGUACAAUAUUACCUCCAUAGCUGUUCUCAAUAAUUUAUGGACAUUAGUCGCUGGAACUCAAUUUGACUUGGAUAAUUCGAAAUUAACAGAGAUUUUAUCAGUGGUAAACGAGAUUACAAGAAAUACUAACGUCACUGGUGGUAUAUUAACCCAUUUACCAUUUUUAAGAUAUUUUACUCCAGGAUUAACUGGAUUUACUGCACUAAAUCAAAAAUGGACACGAAUGUGGCAAUUCAUUAGGACCGAAAUAAUGAAGCACAAACAAACUAGAACACAUGGCGAAUUCAGAGAUUUUAUCGAUGUUUAUCUAGCGGAAAUGGACAAGCAAUCAAAUUCUUCUAUAUCGUCUUUUGAUGAAGAACAAUUAAUUAGCGUUGUAAAAGACCUUUUUACUGCUGGAGUGGAAACGACAAAAAACACAAUUGGUUUCAUAAUUACGUAUCUUGUGGUGAAGCAAGAUGUGCAAAGAAAAGUACAUGAAGAAAUCGAUAGAGUGCUUGGAACGGAAAUUUUACCUCGCAUAGUAUACAAAAAUCGAUUGCCGUACUUAAACGCAAUAAUAGCAGAAGUAACGAGAUUGGCGAACGUCGGUCCUACUUCAAUUCCUCAUCGAGCUAUGACUGACUCCACUCUACUAGGCUACGAGAUAAAAAAAAAUUAUACUUUACUAGCUAAUCUGCGAAGCGUACAUAUGGACGAGCAGCAUUGGGGCGAUCCAAAAGAAUUCAGGCCCGAAAGAUUUAUUAAUGAUAAAGGAGAAUAUAUCGAGGAUCCCUGGUUAAUACCGUUCGGCUUAGGUCAUAGAAAAUGCUUGGGCGAGAUUUUGGCGAAAAACAACAUAUUUCUGUUUACUGCGUGUCUAUUACAGAAAUUUCAGUUCGUGUUACCUUUAGGACAUCCCAAUCCUAUUUUAGAAGGCGUCGAUGGUUUCACAAUCGCACCACCUCACCUAAGUGUUGUUGCUAUAAAAAGAAAAUAA
Messenger RNA from Atta colombica, 1485 nucleotides. Its product is annotated as methyl farnesoate epoxidase-like. The record is from RefSeq and is a predicted model, not a curated record. The transcript is spliced from 8 exons. Gene Ontology annotation, cellular component: intracellular membrane-bounded organelle; cytoplasm. Gene Ontology annotation, molecular function: heme binding; iron ion binding; oxidoreductase activity, acting on paired donors, with incorporation or reduction of molecular oxygen, reduced flavin or flavoprotein as one donor, and incorporation of one atom of oxygen. Gene Ontology annotation, biological process: xenobiotic metabolic process. Lineage: Eukaryota; Metazoa; Arthropoda; Insecta; Hymenoptera; Formicidae. The coding region runs from base 1 to 1485 and encodes 494 amino acids.